Molecule: messenger RNA, 2319 nt
Organism: Naumovozyma dairenensis CBS 421
Lineage: Eukaryota; Fungi; Ascomycota; Saccharomycetes; Saccharomycetales; Saccharomycetaceae
Product: SKN1/KRE6 family beta-glucan synthesis-associated protein
Exons: 1
Coding region: 1-2319 (772 amino acids)
Biological process (GO): (1->6)-beta-D-glucan biosynthetic process; fungal-type cell wall organization
Cellular component (GO): plasma membrane; endoplasmic reticulum membrane
Molecular function (GO): glucosidase activity
Source: RefSeq, a predicted model, not a curated record
AUGAGAAAUCUUACAAGGAAUUAUAAUAACAGUGAUGAGGAUAAUAGCAAUGCUAGUUCCAAUUCCAAUAGUCAAGAACAGUUAAUUGAUAACGAUAGCCAUUCUUCAAUGGAAUUGAGGGGCGAUUCUUCUCUUCCUCUUAACGAGGAUACACCUUCUAUAACGAACCCUUUCCUGAGGAGUUAUGAAAAUACUGAAAAUUCAUCUUCAAUAAAUUAUCAUAAUAAUUCAGAAAAUAGUGAAUCUAAUUUUCUCCGAAGUGAAAACAACAACAACAAUAAAAGUCUUAAUGUGAAUGAUGAUGAGAAACUUUUAUCUUCAGACUAUAAAGGUUAUUAUUCAAAACCUCAUUAUAAUAACGUACUCCCCAAUUCACAUUCAAAUUCUAAUUCAAAUACAAGUGAUAGUUCAGGAACUCAUCCUUCAUUACAAUUGAUCGAUGAAAAAUAUUCAAAUCAAUCUCCUUUACCAUCGAACACAAAUUUAGAUAAACUAAUAGGUGCCACUCCUGCAUUCGAUCGUUAUCCAAUUAUAGGAACAAGAUUAUCAUCUCAAGCACACUUAAAUAAUCCACUAAGAAAUAACAGUAAUCCAAAUUCAAAUAUAGGUAAUGGUAUCACAAACAAUAAAAACGAAACCAAUAUAACUUCAAAGACAUCAUUCAUAAAUUCAAACUCAAAUUCAAAUCUUUAUCUUAAUGAACAAGAUUUUUCACCAUUUGGUGGCUACCCUACAUCUUCAUUCCCCCUAGAUUUUUCAGAAGUGGAAAAUGAUGAUUAUCUACAUAACCCAGACCUCGAAGAAGAGGCAAGAUUAGACAAGAGAAGGUUCAUAGAAGAUGUGAAACAUAUGAAUGGAAGAUCAUUUGGUGGUCUCGUAGGAAUACUGUUCCUUUUCCUCGCAUGUAUAGCCGUCUUCAUCAUAUUACCUGCAUUAACUUUCACAGGUGCAGUAGAUCAUGAACCUCAACAUGCUAAUGUGGAAACCAAUCCAACAAAUAACACAUACAUAGUCCAUGAAUAUUUGACACAAUAUCAAUAUCCACAAUUACAAGCUAUUAGAACAUCAUUAGUGGAUCCUGAUACUCCAAGUGAUGCAUCAACAAGAAUCGCCAAGGAUGGAUCCAAAUGGCAUUUAGUGUUCUCUGAUGAAUUUAACGCCGAGGGAAGAACUUUCUAUGAUGGCGAUGAUCAAUUUUGGACAGCUCCAGAUAUCCAUUACGAUGCCACAAAGGAUCUAGAAUGGUAUUCUCCAGACGCAUCAACCACUAAAAACGGUACAUUGAAAUUAAGAAUGGACGCUUUCAAGAAUCAUGAUUUAUAUUAUAGAUCAGGUAUGUUACAAAGUUGGAAUAAAUUAUGUUUCACUCAAGGGGCAUUGGAAAUCUCCGCGAAUUUACCAAAUUAUGGUCGUGUCUCUGGUCUAUGGCCAGGGCUUUGGACAAUGGGGAACCUAGGUAGACCAGGUUUCUUAGCAACUACAGAUGGUGUUUGGCCUUAUUCUUAUGAUUCUUGUGACGCAGGUAUAACUCCAAAUCAAAGUUCACCAGAUGGGAUUUCAUAUUUACCGGGACAAAGAUUAAGUGCAUGUACAUGUGACGGUGAAGAACAUCCAAACCCUGGUGUUGGAAGAGGUGCUCCGGAAAUCGAUAUCAUUGAAGGUGAAUCUGACACUGUAUUGGGUGUUGGUGUCGCUUCACAAUCAAUGCAAAUCGCUCCAUUCGAUAUUUGGUAUAUACCAGAUUAUGAUUUCGUCGAGGUUUAUAAUUUUACAGUGACAACAAUGAAUACUUAUUGUGGAGGUCCAUUCCAACAAGCCAUAUCGGCAGUGACUACUUUAAAUACCUCUUGGUAUGAAUAUGGACUUGAUGCGGGUUAUUUCCAAAAAUUUGCCAUCGAAUACUUAAAUGAUGACGAUGAUGGUUAUUGUCGUUGGUUUGUAGGUGAUAAUCCAACCUUUACAAUUUAUGCAAAAUCAUUACAUCCAAAUGGGAAUAUUGGUUGGAGGAGAAUUUCGAAAGAACCAAUGUCAAUCAUUAUGAAUUUAGGUAUUUCAAAUAAUUGGGCUUAUAUUGAUUGGCAAUCCAUUUAUUUCCCCGUGACGAUGUCAAUUGAUUAUGUAAGAUUAUAUCAACCUGCUGAUGCUAUCUCCAUAACAUGUGAUCCUGAAGAUUAUCCAACCUAUGAUUACAUUGAAGCACAUAAAUACGCUUAUUCUAAUGCAAAUCUAACACAUUGGGAAAAAGCUGGAUUUUCAACACCAAAAAAUAUAUUAACAGGCAAUUGUAAAUCAUCAAAUUAUGCCUUAGAAGAAGCUUGA